AUGGCAGAUCAUCACGAUGAGGGGCGAGAGACUGGUCAAAACACUCCAGCGCCGUCGGUCAGAGACGGCAGCGUAAAUACACAAAGAACUACGAGAACCACGAGAUCUGCGAGAAACGUUCGUCCAAAUGGCCAAGCCCACGGCUCUAAAAGAUCACAUAUGCCAAGUUUACGACCCCAUGGAGUACGUCAGCCAACAAACAAUACACCUCUCGAAGAUCGACCGCAAUACUCCUUAGCUGGUAAUAAUGGAGGGGUUCAACGCGAACCUCAUUAUGUCGACAGAGAGUAUUACGAUUUCAACCCAAACUACCAAAAACCUAAAGAUGAGCCAGUAUGGGGAUUGGCCAAACCUCUCCCGCGAGUGGUCAGGCCGGGAAUGAGACGAGGGAAACAGGGCGUGGUCGAGAAUAAGGAUGCAGAAAAUGCACAGCCAGGAAGUUCCGAGGCUAUACCGCAACUUGGAAUGAUUGACGAUCAGAGGAAAGGGCAGGCAAAAAAGAAAUCGAAUCGACUUGGUAGGAAUGAGGAGGACCGAGGUUAUGGUCACCAACAACAAGAGCGAGGACGGAGACAGAGCUACAGAUCUAAUAGGCAGGAUUCUGAGAACUUGAUAUUGGAUCACAAUGGCACUCCGCUAGCCGAGAGAGACAACCCUAUGGAUGAGUGGAGAUCUCCUCAGGAUGAUGGGGAAGGAGAUCUGGGCCGGCAAAAUACGAAUCGACUAUCUGAUGUUGAGGAACAUCCCUCAGGAUCAACGUUAACUCAUCAUUCUACCACACAAAGUGCAGACUUUGCAAACGACGAGAACGACGAUGGGCUUGAUUUGGAGAGGGGAGAUAAGGUAGAAGACGAUGAAUGGUCUUUAAGUAGUGAAGAAGCGGAGCAGUAUAUUCAAGAGGAAAGAGACAACCACAAUGCUUUGGCAGCAAUUCGUGAAAGAUUUCGUGAGCCAUUAGCCGAGUGCUUAGCAACAAUGAUAGCAGUCCUCAUUGGUAUAGCCACUAAUCUUGCUGUUCAAACCUCAGCAGACACUUCAGGCAAUUAUCAAUCCACAAAUUGGGCUUGGGGUUUAGGUAUCACAAUAGGUAUUUACAUCGCAGGUGGAAUUUCCGGUGCUCAUCUUAAUCCCGCCAUAUCCCUCAUGUUAUGUAUAUCUAGAGGCUUCCCUAUACGAAAAGCAUUUAUUUAUAUCCUCGCGCAAAUCCUCGGUGGUUUUCUCGCCGGACUCAUCGCAUACGGCAUCUACAAAGAUGCAAUUGCCACAUAUAAUGCUACUGGUGGUUCACUCGGCAAUGGCCAAGUAGUCAACUUACUAGCCGGAGGCACAGGUACAUCUUUCUACACACAGCCCCAAGCCUUCGCUAGCCCCUCGGCGAGUUUCUUUAACGAAUUCGUCGCCACUGCCAUCCUCGCCUGCACCGUCCUCGCCCUCGGAGACGACUCCAACGCACCCCCAGGAGCAGGUAUGCACGCGCUCAUUGUCGGCCUCGUCGUUACCGUGCUCACUAUGGCUUUCGGCUACACCACUGGUGCAUGUCUUAACCCGGCCCGAGAUUUCGGCCCACGUCUUGCCACUGCAGCAGUGGGAUACGGCAGAGAAGUCUUUACCGUCUCGAAUGCGUGGUGGAUUUAUGGGGCUUGGGGCGCGACGAUCACGGGUGCGUUAAUUGGAGGUCUGUUUUAUGAUGUGGCUAUUUUUGUAGGAGGCGAAAGUCCGGUUAAUUAUCCGAGAAAAAGGAGGAAGCAAAUUGCGAAGAAUGCAAAGGGAAAGGCGGAAAAGGGAUGGUGGAUUUUCAAAAGAGAUGUAGAAAUGGGUUUGAAAGGGGAUUUUAGGAAAGAGGGAUGA
Molecule: messenger RNA, 1848 nt
Organism: Botrytis deweyae
Lineage: Eukaryota; Fungi; Ascomycota; Leotiomycetes; Helotiales; Sclerotiniaceae
Exons: 2
Coding region: 1-1848 (615 amino acids)
Biological process (GO): water transport; glycerol transmembrane transport
Cellular component (GO): plasma membrane
Molecular function (GO): glycerol channel activity; water channel activity
Source: RefSeq, a predicted model, not a curated record